Prorocentrum cordatum is the source of this 2100-nucleotide messenger RNA. Lineage: Eukaryota; Dinophyceae; Prorocentrales; Prorocentraceae. The record is from the annotation of a GenBank genome assembly.
AUGGCAAGCGCGGUGGCAGACUUGGCCGCCUUCAACGGGUACGUGGAGGUGAUCCAGCUGCUGGUGGAUUUGGCGCCAGAUUUGGCCACCGCGCUUUCAGCCGAGAACAAUACCGGGGAGACGCCUCUACAUUUGGCCGCCUUGAACGGGCACGUGGAGGCGAUCCGGCUGCUGGUGGAUUUGGCGCCCGACCAGGCUGCGGCGCUGGCGCUGAAGCAGAACACUGGGCUGGUGCCCUUGCACCUGGCAGCGUUGAACGGGCACGUCCAGGCGAUCCAGCUACUCGUGAGCUUUGUGCCCAACUCGGGUGCGGCGCUCGCGGCCACGAGCAACACCAGGCUCGCGCCCCUUCAUUUGGCUGCAUUUAACGGGCAUGUGCAGGCGAUCCAGCUGCUGGUGGACCUCGCGCCGAAUACAGCGGCCGUGCUUGGGGCAAUGGACAGCGAUGGGUCGACGCCCCUUCACAUUGCAGCGUACAACGGCCACGCAGAUGCAAUCCGGCUGCUGGUGGACCUGGCGCCAGAUUCCGCCGCCACGCUGUCGGCUAAAAACAGCCCAGGAGGCGAACCUUUGCACCUGGCUGCCUUGAAUGGGCACGCGGAUGCAAUCCGGGUGCUGACGGACUUGUCGCCCGACUCGGCCGCUGCGCUGGCAGCCAAGGACCAGAUGGGGAACACGCCCCUUCAGCUGGCUGCUUCGAGCGGGCACGUGGAGGCGAUCUGGGCGCUGCUGGACCUCGCGCCGAACAAGGCAGCCCUUCUCGCGGCCGCGGAUAGCCAUGGGUCGACGCCCGUUCACAGUGCCGCGUACAAAGGGCACGCAGAGGCAAUCCGGCUGCUGAUGAGCCUGGCGCCAGACUCGGCUGCUGCACUCGCAACCAAGGACGACGCUGGCAACACGCCCUUUCACUUGGCUGCGUUGACUGGGCACACAGAGGCGAUCCAGCUGCUGGCGAAUUUGGCACUGGACCGGGCGGCCGCGCUCGAAGCUCUCCACCUGGCCGCCUUACACGGGCACGCUGAGGCAGUCCGGAUGUUGGUGCUCUUGGCGCCAGGCGGGUCCGCCGUGUUGGCAGCCCCAAACAAGACAAGGCACACGCCCCUUCAUUUGGCCGCCUUGCACGGGCACGCAGAGGCGAUCCGGUUGCUGGUGGACCUGGCGCCUAGACGGGCCGCCGCGCUCGCGGCCAAGGACGUGAAGGCGAACUCGCCUCUGCACUUAGCCGCCUUCAAGGGGCAUGCCGAGGCGAUCCACUUGCUGGUUGUCCUCGCUCCCGACCGCCCCGCUUUGAUCGCAGCCACGGACCAGAAGGGAAACACGCCUCUUCACCUGGCCGCCUUCAACGGCCACAUCGAAGCGAUCAGGGUGUUGGUGGACCUGGCGCCGGACCCUGCGGCCGCGCUCGCAGCCAAGGGCCAGAAUGGGAACGCGCCUCUUCAUCUGGCCUCCUUCCACGGGCACUCGCAGACGAUCCGGCUGCUGGUGGACCUGGCGCCCGACAGGGCCGCCGCGUUGGCGGCGAGGCAAAACGUCGGCCUCACGCCACUGCACUUUGCCGCCAAGAACGGGCACGCGGAGGCAAUCCAGCUGCUGGUGGUGGAUCUGGCGCCCAACCAGGCUGCCGCGCUGGCGGCGAAGGCAGAAGAAUGGGACGACGCCUCUGCACGAGGCCGCCUUUGCUGGGCACGUGCAGGCGAUCCGGCUGCUUGUCGACCUGGCACCGGACCGAGCUGCUGCGUUGGCGGCCGAGAGCACGGCCGGCCUGACGCCUCUGCACACCGCCUCGUGGAACGGGCGCGUGGAGUUGCCACCGAACCAUCCUGGCCCUGGUUGACCUGGCGCCCGACAGAGCCGCCGCCCUCGCGGCGAAGAGCCACAGCCCCCGGAGGACGGCCCUGCAGUGGGCCAGCGGCGAGGGGCACUGCGCGGCCGCGGCGGCGCUGCGGCGGCUGUGUGCGGGGUGAGCGGGCAGCCGAUGCCGCGGGCCCGCGACCACCAGCGAGCCCUGCUCCUGCGGUGCACGGGUUCCCCCGGGGCCGUAGGCGACCCGAGGAGGAGGAGGAGGAGGAGGAGGAGGAGGAGGAGGAGGAGGAGGAGGAG